Molecule: messenger RNA, 739 nt
Organism: Cutaneotrichosporon oleaginosum
Lineage: Eukaryota; Fungi; Basidiomycota; Tremellomycetes; Trichosporonales; Trichosporonaceae
Source: RefSeq, a predicted model, not a curated record
CACUGUCCUGCGUAUUGCGUCCACCACCGCCAUGCUCCGCUCCGCAUUCAGCUCGCUCGGGCUGUUCCGUCGGCCAGCGCCGUCGUUUGCGCCGUCCGCCGCUGUCGCGCCGUCGCCGUUUGCGGCGCUCGGCGUGCGCUUCCGUGGGCAGCUGGCGCCGAGGAAAACCAAGUACCGCAAGAGCCAGAAGGGACGGCCGUCGUUUCCGACUGGCGGUUCGAUCAAGGGUACAACGCUCCAGUUCGAUGGCUAUGGCCUCCGCCUACUCUCUGCCGUCCGCCUGACGGCCGGGCAGCUCACCUCGAUCCGCGAGUCGGUUAAGCGCAAGAUCAAGCCGAUCAAGGGUGCUGAGUUCUACCUCCGCGUCUUCCCCGAUGUCCCCGUGUGCGUCAAGGGCAACGAGACCCGUAUGGGCAAGGGCAAGGGAGCCUUCGAGUACUGGGCGUGCCGUGUGCCCGCCGGGCGCGUGGUGAUGGAGGUGGCAGGUGGCGGCAUCCGUGAGGAGGUGGCCAAGCAGGCUCUCAAACUCGCGCAGGUCAAGAUCCCCGUCAAGACUGAGUUUAUCUCGCCCAACACGCCGCCCCGUCUGGGCACACUUGUGUCCGGCGAGCUCGGUAAACCUGAGGAGGCGCAGAAGCUCAUCACGGUGCAGCACCAGCUCAGCCCCGUGAUGCAGAGCUUGCAAGCGCAGGCAGCGGCAGCGGCGGCGGGGUCGGCGGCCCCAGUCUCCGCAUAGAGG